AUGAGCAGCCUGGCAAUGCCACAGGAUAAGAAGAGGGAGUAUGCCAGAAAGGCAACUCAAAAACGAGUGGGGAGCACAUCCAGGAAGCCUCCCCCUGUGGAAGAGCACCUCGAGAAAUUCGAGGUCGCAAAGGAAAUUGACAGCGAUACCCGGACCUUCCUGAAGAAUGCGAUGAAGCAGGAUCGGUUGUGUGCCACGCUGGAUGAUGCAGAGAUCGAGUCCAUUCUGAACACUGUGAAGUUUUUCAAGUUCGACAAGGGCACGCCCAUUAUCCAGGAGGGCCGUCUUGGAACAACGUUCUUUGUGACGCAGACAGGAUCGAUGGAAGUAAGUGUGAAGGGCAUCACCUGCAACACCAUUGGUGCAGGCUGUGCCUUUGGUGGUCUGGCGCUGUUGUACAACUGUCCCAGGACUGCGACCGUCAAGGCCACAGCGGAUAGCGAGGUCUGGGGCGCGAGUGGCAUUGCCUUCAAGCAGAGCCUCCAGCAGAACGCCACCAAACACCAGGCUGAAACCCUCAAGUUUUUGGAUUCCAUGAGCAUCUUCGAGGGCCUCACCAAGAAGCAGAAGACCUGCGUGGCAGAGGCGACCUUCUCCGAAGUCUUCGAAGACAAGGCUCGGGUUGUGACGGCCGGCGACAUGCAGACCGCCAUCUACUUUGUAAAGAAAGGCGAACUGGGCGUGUACUCGGGCGGACAUGUCAAAAGCACGGGGGAGUUCGUAGAUGGCUCUGAAAUUGGACGGCUCGGGCCGAAUGACUGCUUCGGAGAGUCGCAAGUGGUUUCGAAGGAGCCGUUUAACAUCACCAUCCUGUCCAGCGGUCGCUCGGAGCUUCUCUGCGUGAGUGUGGCAGAACUCAAGGUCAUUGUUGGAGAUGAUCUGGGGGCCGUCUUGGAGCGGAAUGCGAUAUCGCAGGGGCUCAAGAAAUGUCCAGUGAUCUCGCAGUUCACGGCCGGGCAAAGAGCGGAGCUCAUGAAGUGGGUCGUCGUUAAGGACUACGCUGCAGGAGCCGAGGCAGAUGCAGCGGCCAGGAUACUUAUCGUGCUGGACGGCUCGUUGUCCGGGCUUGAAAAGGACAAAGAGGUCAAGCUCGCACGUGGUGACUGGAUUGAGGAUGAGGCAUUGCUGAAUAGCAGCAGCAAAGAAAGCUCAAUCAAGAACAUGAAGUCGGGGUCCGAGGGUGCUAAGGUGGCAAUGUUGACCCGAGACGGAAUGGCAUCUGCCUUGAAAGCCUUGGGGGUUUCUAUCGCCAACAGCGAAAACGAUGCAUCGGAUUUCACGCGGAAGAUGAUCCUGGCCAAGAAGGUUCACAUCUUCAGGCAUCUUUCCGAGGAGCAGACCAAAAAGGUCGUUGAGUCGUUUGUAACCAUGAAGUUCUCUCAGGGCGCCACUGUGAUCGAGCAAGGAACCCCUGGGACAUCCUUUUUUGUUAUCGCCAACGGCGAGCUGGAGGUCUUCAUUAACGACAAGAGUGUGAGGCGAAUGACCCGAAAUUCCUACAUUGGUGAGCGCGCGCUCCUUUUCCAUGAGCCUCGAACAGCCACGGUGAAGGUGGUCUCACCCGAUGCGGAGCUCUGGGCCAUCGAGAAGGCGACGUUUGAAAAGAUUAUCGCGGGCAACAUGCAGCAGCAGCUGAUGAAUCGCAUCAGGCUGCAGGAUACCAAUUUUGGCUUAAAGGACCUGAUCCAGGUCAAGGUCAUCGGUGCAGGUGCUGCUGGGGUCGUCCGCUUGGUCGAGCACAAGUCGACGGGGAUGCGGUAUGCGCUCAAGCGAGUAAAGAAAGUGGAUGGAGAGGUCCCGGAGGAGGUGCAGCGCGAGUGCUCCCUUCUGAAAGACAUCGAUCACCCCUUCAUCAUGACACAGGUGAAUACCUUCGAGACCAAGAAGAGUGUCUACAUUCUCACGGAGCUUAUCACUGGAGGAGAGCUGCACGGCGCAAUCAGAGAGAUACCGACCGUCCUCUCCAGGGCUCAGGCCCAGUUCUAUACGGGCUCUUUGGUUAUCGUCCUGGAGGAGCUUUCUGAGCGGAACAUCUUGUAUAGAGACCUGAAGCCGGAAAAUGUGAUGCUUGACGCACAGGGCUACUUGAAGCUGAUCGACUUCGGCAUCGCUAAGAAGCUGCCAGAAGGGGAGAGCAAGACCUUCACAAUGAUCGGCACGCCGCACUACAUGGCCCCGGAGGUGAUGCGGGGCCACGGCUAUGGAACAGAGGUUGACCUGUGGUCCAUGGGGGUCAUGCUCUACGAGUUCGUUUGUGGCUAUCUCCCGUUUGCCGAUGACCUGGACGACCCCACCGAGGUGUGCACUGCAGUCCUGAAGGACUCUUCGACCCGGCACGGCGAAAUUCGAGACAUGCUCAUUUGGUUUUAUGCAUGCCUUGCCGCCUGCCUGCCUGCCUGCUAUCCUGUCUACACGCAUGAUCAUGCAUGGACGUAUGGUGCAUGUGCCUCCAUGUCUCUAUCCGAGCUGUUGUGCGAGUGGGGCUGA
This is a messenger RNA of Symbiodinium sp. CCMP2592, 2487 nucleotides long. Lineage: Eukaryota; Dinophyceae; Suessiales; Symbiodiniaceae. The record is from the annotation of a GenBank genome assembly.